Molecule: messenger RNA, 924 nt
Organism: Aspergillus sclerotioniger CBS 115572
Lineage: Eukaryota; Fungi; Ascomycota; Eurotiomycetes; Eurotiales; Aspergillaceae
Product: putative mitochondrial phosphate transporter Pic2
Exons: 5
Coding region: 1-924 (307 amino acids)
Biological process (GO): mitochondrial phosphate ion transmembrane transport
Cellular component (GO): mitochondrial inner membrane
Molecular function (GO): phosphate transmembrane transporter activity
Source: RefSeq, a predicted model, not a curated record
AUGACGACACAAAAGCCCAAGUACCCCCUGGGGAAAAUUGAACCCAACUCGGCCAAGUACUUCGCCAGUUGUACAUUUGGAGGCAUUGUUGCUUGUGGCCCGACUCACACAGCUGUCACUCCUCUCGAUCUCGUAAAAUGUCGUCGCCAAGUCGACCCCAAGAUCUACACCUCCAACCUCUCCGCCUGGCGCUCCAUCAUGUCCAAAGAAGGCCUUCGCGGUAUCUUCUUCGGCUGGACCCCGACCUUCGUUGGCUACUCGUUCCAAGGGGCAGGUAAAUACGGCUUCUACGAGUACUUCAAGUACCUCUACGGCGACCAGCUCUUCCCCAAUGCGAACCGCACAGUCGUCUUCCUGGGUGCAAGUGCCUCGGCCGAGUUCUUCGCCGACAUCGCUCUCUGUCCGAUGGAGGCGAUCAAGGUGCGCAUGCAAACCACUCUGCCGCCGUUCGCACAUACCCUGCGCGAAGGAUGGGGGAAGGUCGUGGCACAGGAGGGUCUUUCGGGCCUGUAUAAGGGGCUGUAUCCGUUGUGGGCGAGACAGAUCCCAUAUACAAUGACUAAGUUUGCGACGUUCGAGGAGACGGUCAAGUACAUCUAUAAGACGCUGGGGAAGCCCAAAGAGAGUUAUAAUGGGUUGCAGCAGACAGGAGUGAGCUUCCUGGGUGGUUAUAUUGCGGGCAUCUUCUGCGCCAUUGUCAGUCAUCCGGCUGACGUUAUGGUGAGCAAGUUGAAUGCGGAUCGGAAAGCUGGUGAGGGUGCCAUGACGGCCGUGUCGCGCAUCUAUCGCAAUAUCGGGUUCUCAGGCUUGUGGAAUGGCUUGCCUGUUCGGAUUGUCAUGCUUGGUACAUUGACUGGAUUUCAAUGGCUGAUUUAUGAUUCGUUCAAGGUGUUCCUUGGGUUGCCCACUACUGGUGGACAUUAG